This is a messenger RNA of Carcharodon carcharias (great white shark), 2934 nucleotides long. It is a transcript of the gene trpv1, whose product is annotated as transient receptor potential cation channel, subfamily V, member 1. Gene Ontology annotation, cellular component: membrane. The transcript has 16 exons. The coding region runs from base 213 to 2702 and encodes 829 amino acids. The record is from RefSeq and is a predicted model, not a curated record. NCBI's taxonomy places the organism in Eukaryota, Metazoa, Chordata, Chondrichthyes, Lamniformes, Lamnidae. Gene Ontology annotation, molecular function: calcium channel activity; protein binding. Gene Ontology annotation, biological process: calcium ion import across plasma membrane.
CAUGUGAAAGGGGAACCGAUGAAGCAUCUCUACUCCAGGACACUCGGACUGGUUCAAGCUAUCGACCCGUAUCAGAGCCUCCGUCUGACACCAUACAGCCACUGGGGGUAUGUGCAGUUGAUCUAAAGGGUGUCUGAAGAUUGCCACGAGUCCUCUUCAUAACCCUCUCCUGGUUGGUUGAUCCUGUGCCCAACACAGCUUGCUCUGUUGGAAUGAAACGGCUUCACAGUGAUGAUGCCGACCAGUCCGAGGUCACUGACGAAACCGGUUUGAAUCCGGACACGGAUGAUGUGUUCACCGAGGAUGAGGAGCUGGAAAAUUCCUUUCCAGCUCCCAAGUAUUCCACUGUGUCCAAGAGUCCAUUGUUGUCCACUCCCAACCUUUUAAAAAGGACACAGCAACACUCUCACUUUCGGGAAGGUGAUGCCUCAAAAGCCAAGGCACCAAUGGAUUCCUUUUUCUCAAAAGGCUAUCCUUCACCAAAAUCCAGUAGACCGGCAGCACAGGAGAAGAUUAAGAUGCAACCUUUGAGUUCAGUUAGAAGCAGUGAAGGAAAUUCAGCACUCAAAGUCUAUGAGUGGCGAUGGUUGUUUGAAGUAGCAUCCAAAGGCAAGGCCAGCGAGUUAGAUGGAUUACUGGAGUACCUGAUCAAAAACAACGAACGUCUCACCGACUGGAAAUUCAGAGACCCAGAGACUGGGAAAACAGUUUUACUGAAGGCGCUAUUAAACCUGAAUAACCAGCGGAACGAUACCAUCCCUUUGCUGCUGGACAUCGCAGAGAAAACCGACAACCUGAACCAGUUCAUCAAUGCGGCCUACAGCGACAGCUACUACAAGGGUCAGACUGCACUACACAUCUCCAUCGAGCGCCGGUGUCUACAUUUCGUGGCGCUCCUGCUUCGGAAUGGCGCUGAUGUCCACGCCAAGGCCAAUGGGCUAUUCUUCAUGCAAAAAGAAAGCCAAACUGGCUUUUACUUUGGGGAACUGCCUCUCUCAUUGGCCGCCUGCACAAACCAGUUGGAUGUGGUGACACAUUUGCUGGAAAACCCGUACCAACCGGCUGACAUCGCAGCAACAGACUCAAUGGGGAAUAAUGUGCUCCAUGCGCUGGUAUCCGUCUCCGAUAACACCAAGGAGAACACCAAGUUUGUCACCCAAAUGUACGAUCACCUGCUGAGGAUGGGUGUGAAGAUCAGACCAGAGUUGAACCUGGAAAGUAUGAAGAACAAGAAAGGGCUGACUCCUCUAAAGCUGGCUGCAAAGACAGGCAAAAUCGAGAUAUUGAAACAAAUCAUUGAGAGGGAAAUCAACGAUGAGAAAUGUCGACACCUGUCAAGGAAAUUCACAGAAUGGGCGUACGGUCCAGUGCACUCAUCGCUCUAUGACCUCUCCGCCCUCGACACGUAUGAGGAAAUGUCGGUGUUGGAGAUUAUCACCUAUGGCAGUGAGACUCCGAACCGACAGGAGAUGUUAAACUUAGAGCCGCUGAAGCACCUGUUGCAUGAGAAAUGGAACACCUUUGCCAGCUACAUCUUUUACACCAAGUUCUUCAUUUACUUUUCCUACAUGAUCAUCUUCACCACAACAGCCUACAACAGGAUUGAGGAAGGAAAGCCCCCAUUCAAAAUUGAGGCCAAAAUGGAAAGCUACUUGCGGGUUACUGGACAAGUCAUUACGACCCUCGGAGCGCUAUACCUUUUCUGUCAAGGGAUUGACGAAGUCUUUCUACGAAGGCGGCGGACUCCAAAAUCAAUCACAAUUGAUGGUUACUGUGACAUUUUAUUCUUUCUCCAGGCCCUGUUGUUGCUGGGCUCCUCUGUGCUGUACGUAACUGGACGGGAAGAAUACGUGGGACUUAUGGUGAUUGGAUUGGCAAUAGGCUGGAUCAAUCUACUCUAUUACACACGAGGCAACCAACGAAUGGGCAUCUAUAGUGUCAUGAUGCAGAGAAUUCUCCUGACAGAUAUUAUGAGCUUUCUUCUCGUGUACAUGGUCUUCCUCUUUGGUUUUGGAGCUGCUCUGGUGGUGCUUAUCGAAGAUCGUAUUUACAAUAACACCAAACCAGGAUGUCAGAAGGAUACUACGUACAAGAAUUUUCAGACAACAUUCUUGGAGCUUUUCCGCUUUACCAUUGGGAUGGGAGAUCUGGAGUUCACCGAGAACUACAGAUUCAAAGAGGUUUUCAUCUUUCUGCUGAUAUUGUAUGUCAUCCUAACGUAUAUCCUCCUCCUCAACCUAUUAAUUGCAUUGAUGAGCAAGACAGUGGAAAAGAUUUCCAAGGACAGUAAAAGUGUUUGGAAACUUCAGCGAGCAAUAACAAUUCUGGAUUUAGAGAAAAGUCUGCCUAGGUUUCUAAGGGCGAGGUUCCGCUCGGGUGAGCCUGUGAUUGUUGGCCUUAUGCUCAAUGGAAGAGAAGACCAGAGAUGGUGUUUCAGGGUUGAUGAAGUUAACUGGACGCAAUGGAACACAAACCUUGGACUCAUCAACGAGGAACCAGGAAAUUCUGAGGUUGUCAGAAGGAACACUGGGAGCAGAAGGACAACAGCUCGCCGGGAGAGGAGUUGGCGGACGAUACUGCCCCUACUGAAGGAGAUUGAACCUGAGAAAGAGAAAGAGGAAGUGCGAUUGCAUGAGAUGAACACCACCCCAGCAAGACGGCUUCCCAUACACUCGCAUGACGCAACUACAAAAGUAGUUUAAUAUUAGAACUGUGUGUGUUGGAGCAAUGCACGGGACACUGUCUUAGAACAGCUAAUACAGUCAAACCUUCAUUAGCCUCCAAAAUUAGGGUUGCCAACCCUCCAGGAUUGCCCUGGAGUUUCCAGAAACUGAAGAUUAAUCUCCUGGACACCAGAGUAAAAUCAUUGGUAAUACUCAAAGAAAUGUGUGUUUUUAUUUUAUUAAAUAUUUUUGUUUAUUAGUUGUUAUAAUA